AACUAAGAAAUGACAAUAAUCUGGUGUGUUGGCCUUAUUCCUGCUUUUUUGGCUAUCUUUGUAAAAGCCGAAAUAGAGAAAUCGGACAUCAUCAGAUCAUAUCUGCAUGACUGUGCUACAUUUGUGUCUAACGCAGAAGAAGAGCCGGACAGUGAGUACAUGUACCAUUUGGAGACGUUGGGCUCGCUCCGCACCAAGCAGGUGAACAGUUCAAACCCCGUGACACUGUGUGGCUUAACAAUGUGUAAAGAACAACGAUUAAAAUAUACUGUAUACGAAAAGCUCAAAAGUGGAGGAGAAUAUACACGAAUAUACUCCGAGGAAGUCUCUAAAGUCUUAGACGCUCCGAAAAUGACUAAUAUGCAUGUGGUAACAACAACAGACAACUCUGCUGUACUGCGCUGGACACUUCAAAAUUACCGAAGUUGCAAGGACAAGGAGUUGGUGUUCUUCCUCUUUGGCAAGGAAACGAUCAUGCAACUUGCUAAGGGACAGGAGAUCCGAAUUCCACAUCUAUCAUCUAAUGAAAAGUACUCAGUCUACGCUUUCCCAAAUAGUGUGGACAAGGAAAUACGUAUCUUCACGACCCCAAAGCUUGAGCUCACAAUGAAAUAAAUAUGAACACUCAUAUAAUUGAUUUCUGGUUAACUCCAUUGAACAAAUAUCUGACCUUUCAUUGUUAGUCAACACACUAUUCAUAUACUUCUUCAGUUGAUCUAUUUGCUUCAAGUUAGCGGUUGCAUAAGAAUGCCAUUUUCCUUUUUUGCUUCAACUUGGUCAUACCUUACCAGACGAUAUCAACUUCACCCAUUUCUUGAUAUUUGCAUAUUCCUUUAUAUUUUCUCGGAUAAAUUCAUUGAUCUCGACAGUCUGCAGUGUUUCUUACCACUGCCACAUCCAUUUUGAACAAUAAUUUGUACCCAACAGUGCUGUUUACAUUUACCGCAUUCCCAGCAGAAAUAAUCGCACUACUUAAUUUGCCAUGUUUAAUUCACAGUACAUGAAUACUUUCCAUUCCUUAACAAUUUUAUUUGUCAUUAUUUAUUCAUCAGUAUAACAAUUAUUGUUUGACGUGUAGUUUGUCAAUAUUUGAAAAGAUAUCACAUAUACAGCACUAUCAUAUC
Molecule: messenger RNA, 1124 nt
Organism: Heterobilharzia americana
Lineage: Eukaryota; Metazoa; Platyhelminthes; Trematoda; Strigeidida; Schistosomatidae
Source: the annotation of a GenBank genome assembly